Paramecium sonneborni is the source of this 766-nucleotide messenger RNA. NCBI's taxonomy places the organism in Eukaryota, Ciliophora, Oligohymenophorea, Peniculida, Parameciidae. The record is from the annotation of a GenBank genome assembly.
AUGAAAAAUUUUUUAUUAUUGCUCUGUGCUUUUUUUUUCCAAUCUUUAGGAUAAUAUUGUGGUAGAUUAUUGAGAAUUAUUUGUUAGAUACUAUUUAAUAGCAAUAUAAUGUCUAUGCAACUGUAAAUGAGAUUUAAGAAUGGGAUAUGAGAAAGUACUUUUUUACAGGAGAAAAUUUAAAAUAUCAAAUAAGUGAAGAUUGUCCAUACUUUGAGACAAUUGAUCCAUUUGCAGAGAUUGGAGAUGCAACCAGUCAUAAAGAUCGUAAUUAAUAAAAAAUAAAAAUAUAGCUUCAAUUGGACUAAUAAGAAGUCUUAAGGCUUCUAGAUCAUUAGAAAAUGGAGUAUGGUUAAAUGAUUUUAUAUUCUUAGAGUAAAAUAAUACUGAUGUUGAUGUAUUCUAUUCUUUAGGGUAUAUUGUAUAAAUUUAUUCAUUAUAGAGAUCCAUAAUAAAUGGAUGUAGUUCCUUCAUUUAAUCGAUAGAUAAAUGUGAGAAAUAAUACAAAGAACUUAGUGUGUUUUGAUUUAGAUUUCUUGACAAAUAGUAAGAUAAUUGUGGAUUGUUAUCAAAGAGAUUUUGAUGAUGAGACAAAAGGCUAUAUGAAUGGGUUUAUUGUAGUAGACAUAGCUGAUCCAGAUUAAUAUGCUCUAUAUCCUAAUGAGCAUCCUGAAGGUGAUAUAUAUAACCAUACAGAACAUAGAAAAAUAGUAUUUCACAAUUACACUAAUAAAAAUGGAGAUAGAGAAUCUCUAUUAUUUAGAGGUGA